Messenger RNA from Leptosia nina, 840 nucleotides. The record is from the annotation of a GenBank genome assembly. NCBI's taxonomy places the organism in Eukaryota, Metazoa, Arthropoda, Insecta, Lepidoptera, Pieridae.
AUGUCGACCGUAGCGGAAUACUACGCCGAGAAGAACGUCCUCGUGAGCGGCGGAACGGGGUUCGUAGGCAAAGUGCUGGUGCAGAAGCUUCUCCAGAGCUGCCCGGAGAUUGGCCGAGUGUACCUGCUGAUGAGGCCGCGAAGAGGGAUCGGCGCCAAGUGCAGGCUCAGUCGAUUUAUCAGCUCGAAGGUAUUUGACAAUAUCCGCUCUCGACCGCACAUAUUCGAAAAGCUACACUUGAUUCGGGGUGACCUGCUUCUGGAAAACCUCGGAAUCUCGGAUGAAGAUGCCCAACUGUUACGCGACGACUGCCAUGUCGUGUUUCACUGCGCCGCAAAUGUCAAGUUCGAUGCCCCCCUCCGUGAAGCGGUCGAUAUGAACGUGGUCGGAAGUCACAGGAUGUUAGAACUGGCAAAAAGCAUGAAAAACUUAGAGGUUUUCGUCCACUUGUCGACUACAUACUGUCGCGCGGACCUGCCCGUGCUGGAGGAGACCCUGUACCCGACGAAGCACGACCCUCUGGAGGUCAUUCGCGUCACUCGAUGGUUGGACGCCGAGACUCUGCAGCACUUAGAGAGCAAGUUAAUAUCACCGCAACCGACGACGUACAGCUACACCAAGUGUCUAGCGGAGUCAUUGGUGAGCCAGUACGAGGGAUGUUUUCCGAUAGCGAUCGCUCGGCCUUCUAUCGUGACGGCGUCCCUUCGAGAGCCUUUUCCCGGUUGGGUGGACAAUAUGAACGGACCGACCGGAAUCAUCGUGGGAGCAGGAAAAGGACCUCCGAGUAAAAUUACACCAAAGUUGACAUGUGUAAAAACUCUGGCAAUACGCUUUAAAUAA